This is a messenger RNA of Pisolithus orientalis, 3555 nucleotides long. RefSeq lists its product as uncharacterized. The transcript is spliced from 11 exons. The coding region runs from base 1 to 3555 and encodes 1184 amino acids. NCBI's taxonomy places the organism in Eukaryota, Fungi, Basidiomycota, Agaricomycetes, Boletales, Pisolithaceae. Gene Ontology annotation, biological process: negative regulation of transcription by RNA polymerase II. Gene Ontology annotation, molecular function: transcription corepressor activity. Gene Ontology annotation, cellular component: chromatin; Sin3-type complex. The record is from RefSeq and is a predicted model, not a curated record.
AUGCCUGAAACCCAGUUGCCCCCAGACUCCUUGUCUAAUGCACCUUCCACUCCCCUGGGCGCCGAGCAAUCGCUACAUCCUUCAGCUUCCAGUCUGCGCCUCCCAUCAGUAUCUUGUUUCGACACCCAAUCCGUAGAUCGUCCUCUCAACGUAUCUGAUGCCCUCUCGUAUCUUGACGCUGUCAAGGUUCAAUUCCACGACCAACCUGAAGUGUACAAUCACUUUUUGGACAUCAUGAAGGACUUCAAGAGUCAGCUGAUAGAUACACCUGGCGUCAUCCGACGUGUAUCACAGUUGUUCAAUGGCCACCCAGCGCUUAUCCAAGGAUUCAACACGUUCUUGCCUGUCGGUUAUCGCAUUGAAUGCUCUUCUGAUCCUCAACAGUCUGCAUUCAUUACAGUAACGACACCGUCAGGUACCGUAGUCCAGUCUACCCAUGAAGACUUGCCGGGGCCCAGUGGUAGUACCCAGUGGCCGACAUUCACUCAUCUUAACGGCCCAGGGGGGAGCAGCACCAUGGGAACGGCCCGGACCGAUAGCCUUCCAUCUGAUUCGAUCACUUAUGGCGUGGACAGCGUUUCGAUCGAGCCCGCUGUACAGUACGUGCAGAAGAUUAAGCAGCGGUGCGACGAAGGGACGUACCGCCGUUUCUUGGAGAUCUUAGGGAGGUAUCACAAUAGCAUGGCAGAUGCGGUUGACGAAAGAGAGGUUUCAGCCGAAAUUGCCAGGCUUUUCAAGGAUGAUCCGGAUCUACGUUCUGAUUUCCGCAUAUUCAUGCCGGAGAAGAGUCAAGCACUCUUCGAUGAAACAGAAGAGACUUUCCUAGCGGUCGCUCCAUCCGAAAGGCGCACGAGAUCAAGCACCCCUUUGGAUGGAAGAUCUAUGAGGCGUAAAUCAGACAUAUCCUUGACUGCUGUUGCGGAAGCUGCAACUAUUCCUCAAAAGAGAAAACGCAGAGCCAACGAGCGCGAGAGGGACACCGCUUCUAAAACCAAUUUACCUAGGCCUAAACAAGCCAACGGAGAUGGUUACGAACCCAUCGGGUCGCCGACAUACGGGACCCACUCAACGAUGUUCAACCCUCCCGGUAUUGGCCUGGACGAGACGCACUUCUUCGAUCGCGUCAAGCGUGCAAUUAACAAUCGUGAAGCGUUUAACGAGUUUUUGAAACUUGUGAAUCUUUUCACACAAGAGCUAAUUGAUACCGCUCGACUGGUCCGCGAGGCCCGUAAUUUUCUUGGUGAUGGGGAUUUAAUGCGCCAGUUUCGCGAAAUAUUAUGUUGGGAUGAUCGUCGAGAAAGAGAACGCUGGAUACUGGAAGAACAGCAGCAGCAGCAAGCGUGGGCUAGGGCACAGGGCCAGAGCAUACCUAACAUGCCACUCAGGCCUGGUCGCAUCAACACUGGUCUACAACAAGGGAGUUACCGGAGGAUACCAGCAAGCGAGGCUCAUGUGGCGUGUUCUGGUCGGGACGAGAUGUGCCGGUCCGUGCUGAACGAUGAGUGGGUUUCACAUCCAACCUGGUCCAGCGAAGAUUCCGGAUUUGUGGCCCACAAGAAGAAUGUUUACGAGGAAGCCUUGCACCGUAGCGAGGAAGAGCGUCACGAGUACGACUUCUACAUUGAAGCAAUCGUACGGACUAUCGCUAUGUUGGAACCUAUUAACAGCAAGAUCGCGCAGCUCAGUGUGGAGGAGCGAGCUGGAUAUAAAUUGAAGCCAAAUUUGGGUGGUUCUGGGAAGAGCAUCCAUCAGAGGAUUAUUAAGAAGAUAUACGGUCGGGAAGCUGGUCAGGAGGUUCUCCAAGCAAUGCAGGAGACACCAGCUUUGGCGAUACCUGUCGUUCUCGUGCGUCUGAAGGCGAAGGAGGAAACGUGGAAACGUGCGCAGAGGGAAUGGAACAAGGUUUGGCGUGCGGUAGACGCUCAGAAUUACCUGAAGAGUCUCGAUCAUCAAGCUAUUCAUUUCAAAAUGGCAGACAAGAAGGCAAUCACCACAAAAGCCUUCAUAGGCCAGAUCGAGGCUGCCAGAGACGAACAGAUGGACAAACGGUCGUCAUAUAUUGACCCGCUCUUCGCGCGUACACACCCGAAGCACCAGCUGGCCUUUGAGGUUGGGGACAUGGCCGUCUUGCAGGAUGGUGUCAAGAUUACCUUGUCACUGCUGGACCGCAUGCAAAACCAGGUCAACGUUGCAGAUCGCAAGAAAAUAGAAGGAUUUUUACGCACUUUUGUGCCUCUUUUUUUUGCUAUUGAUCCUGAUGCCUUCAACCAGACACUUCUGGUCACUCAGGAUGUUGGCGACAACGAGACGGGUGACGAGAUCAGCAGUGUAGCUGAUGAUGCCGACACUGCAAGUGCGGCAAGUACAAGUUCUCGCGCGGGAAGCAGAGGCCGGAAAGGUGGUGGCGUAUCUUCCGGUGAUCUCAGGAAGAAGUUGCUGAAAAGCGAGCAAGCCAAGUCUUCUAACAGGAAGAACCGCGGACAGGAUGGUACCUCUCCAGCGGCUUCAAGACCCGUUUCGCCUGGCAUCCUAGACAACAUACGAGGCGAUGAAGGUGAUGCUAAUGGGGAGCCAAGUUCACAGACGCGUCCCGCUUCGAGAAAGCACGUUUUCCACAGUAACAAUGUAUGUUAUGUAUUUCUACGUCUGCUGGAGGUGGUAUACUCCCGCCUCUCAUAUUUCAAGAACCUUGGCGCUUCAAUGGCCGAUGAACCAACAGGUGGGGCACCUGCAACCAAGCUAUCUCCCAUCGCCGAAAUCCCCCAGCUGGACGAGCGCGCUGCUCACGCGGAACAUUUCUAUGAUCUGAUGCUUGAAUCGUGUGAGAGGUUAUUCGACAAUGAAGUUGAGCAGCAUGUCUUCGAAGAACAGAUGCGAUAUAUAUUUGGUGUCAAGCAUGCAUACCGAAUAUUCACUAUAGAUAAAGUGGUUGGAACGUUGAUUAAGCAGGUCCAACUCGUACUCGCAGAUCCACGAAGUCAGGAGCUUCUGGAACUUCUGAAGCGUGACAGAGCUCUUCCUUUACCCACCAACCAGGAUCAGCUGAAUAGUCGCCGCUUGGCAGAGAAUAUUCUGGGCCCUGACGAGAACGUGUAUAGGAUUGACUGGAUCCAGUCGACAAAAACAAUGACGAUCCAACUGCUUGGGAAGGAUGACUCGAUCGCGUACGACGCGGAGAUCUUAGCUGAGCGAUGGCAAGCGUACAUUGACGCAUAUGUAUCGGAAAACGCGACUCGCGGGCUCCCUUCCACGGGUCUGAGAGGACCAUUCUUACAAAAAAAUCUACCUUUGGAUGCGAAGCCAACACCCGACCUGACAGCACAAGGGACGUUGGAAAUACGAGUCUGCAUUCGGACGUACCGUCUCUUCUAUGUUCCUGGCACGGAGGACUACUUGCACCGCAGGUACCAGGAUGUGGAUGGCCUAGAGAAGAGAGUUAGGAAAGCGAAGGAAAAGCGAAAACGAUGGUUGGACAGGGUAAAGGCUGGCGAGGACUGGUUGCCCAUACCUGCACGGACGCAAACCCCUAUACCAGAGCAGUUACAACAAUCUUGA